CACGCCAAAAAUUACUCAACAAUAUUUAAAAUUUAGUAAACCAACAACCUUCGCUGCGAGAACACACGACAUAAGCAUCAAACGUAAAUUACUGUGGUCUCUAAAUAAUUGAUAUCAAGUCAAGAUGAGCAUAAUUAUCGCGUUGUUGGCGAUCACCUUCACGCUGGUAUUUUACUUGUUGAAAUACCAGCAAUCAUAUUGGCAAAGGCGUGGCGUGCCGCACGAUCCACCCAGCCUACCGUUGGGCACACUGAAGGAGUGGCGUCGCACGAAGUCUAUGUGUGAAAUAUUCAAACCCAUCUAUAAGCAAUUUAAGGGCACUGGUCCAUUCUGUGGCGUGUACUUUUUCGUAAAACCAGUCGUUUUCGUGUUGGACCUGGAACUAACUAAGAAGAUACUUAUUAAAGACUUUCAGAAUUUUCAAGAUCGUGGCGUUUUUCACAACGAGACUGCAGAUCCACUCACUGGCAAUCUCUUCCAGUUGGAUGGACCACAGUGGCAAGUAUUGCGUAAAAAGCUGUCGCCCACAUUCACCUCGGGCAAAAUGAAAUUAAUGUUUCCCACUGUCGUGAAAGUGGCUCACGAGUUAAUUGAAGUUAUGCGCGAGAAAACUAAAAACGCACCCGACAAUGUUUUCGAGAUCACCGAACUGCAAUCACGCUACACUGCCGAUGUAAUUGGCUCAUGCGCUUUUGGUCUCGAGUGUAACAGUUUGCACAAUCCCGAUGCUGAGUUCGUGACAAUGGGACGCAAGGCGCUGAUCGAGCGCAGACAUGGCAAACUAGUCGACACGUUCAUAGAGAGUUAUCCAAGUUUGGCGCGUAAAUUGAAUUUAUGCUCGCUUACAAAAGAAGUGGAAGACUUCUAUGUCGGCAUAGUUCGUAAUACACUCGAAUAUAGAGAGAAGAAUCGGGUGAAACGUAAUGAUUUCAUGAAUAUUUUGUUGGAAUUGAAAAACAAGGAAGGCGCUACCGAUGGACUGUCAGUGGAGGAGAUUGCAGCGCAGGCUUUUGUAUUCCUCAUAGCUGGCUUCGAAACCUCCUCAACCACUAUGGGCUUCGCUCUGUAUGAAUUGGCCAAAAAUCAGGAAGUACAAGAUAGGUUGCGACAGGAGAUCAAUACGACGCUAAACGAGCACAACAACGAGUGCACCUAUGAGAACAUACAUCAGAUGAAAUAUCUGGAACAAGUUUUGUCAGAAACUUUACGUAAGUACCCCGUACUGCCGUUUUUGGAACGUUAUGCAAAGGCAGAUUAUGACACCGGCGAUCCACGCUAUCUCAUCGAGAAGAACAUGCGUGUAUUCAUAUUCAGCUAUGGCAUACAUUACGAUCCCGAGUACUAUCCCGAUCCAGAGAAAUUCGAUCCGGAACGUUUCACUGAGGAGGAAAUUCAGAAACGACCCGCCUGCACUUGGUUACCAUUCGGCGAUGGACCACGCAAUUGCAUCGGCUUGCGUUUCGGCAAAAUGCAGGCGCUAAUCGGUCUCGCAUUGCUGAUCAAGCAUUUCAAAUUCUCCUUUGCACCACAGACACCAACUGAAUUGACUUACAAAAAAGAGACAAUACUGCUAUCAGCGGAACAUGGCAUACACUUGCGGGUGGAGGCGUUGAAAGAGAGUUACUGGCGUCGGCGCGGCAUACCGCACAGCAAGCCUAUGCUCUUGAUGUCCAUGGGAACCAAGCAUGUAGUGCAGAUUUUACGCGAGUCAUAUCAGCAGUUCAAAGGCACGGGACCCUUUUGUGGGUUCUUUUUGCUAGCCACCAAUACAGCGCUAAUAGUGGACUUGGAGUUGGUUAAGAAGAUACUCGUUAAGGAUUUCAACUACUUUUCGGAUCGUGGUCUGUACACUAAUGCGCACAAUGAUCCGCUUUCGGGUAAUAUGUUCUUCGCCGAAGUUGAGGGUUGGAAGCGUUUACGUGCAAAACUGACGCCGACCUUCACCUCUGGCAAAAUGAAGAACAUGUUUCAUAUGGUUACGGCGGUCGGCGAGCGUUUUGCGGCAACAGUUCACACCCGAAUCGGUGGUGGCGAUGCUGAAGGUCACGGCAAAGUACUGCUUGUAUCAGACCUUAGUGGACGCUAUACCACCGAUACGAUCGGCACUUGCGCCUUCGGGCUCGAGUGCAAUAGUCUAGAUGCGGAGACACCAGAUUUCGUAUUGGUCACGAAUAGUUUUAUCAAUCGCCGGCGUCAUAACAAACUUGUCGAGGGCUUAAUCUUCAGUUUUCCGCGUAUUGCACGCUUUCUAGGUAUGCGCAUUAUGUCACAGCAUGUACACGACUUCUAUAUAAAGCUUGUGGAAGACACGCUCGAGUACCGCAAAGGCACGAAAUUGCGACGUAACGAUUUUCUUGACCUACUAAUCGAUAUGAUGGAACGUGAGGAUGCCGAUGGCAAACGUAUUGAAGGUUUGAGUGUGAACGAAAUAGCCGCACAGACUUUUUUGAUGUUUCUGGCGGGAUUUGAGACCUCAGCGACAACAAUGAGCUUUGCACUUUACUUACUGGCGCAGCAUCCCGACAUCCAAGAACGACUAAGGCGAGAUAUUAACGAGGUGCUCGCUGCCAACAAUGAACUGCUCACAUAUGAGUGUAUCAAGCAAAUGAGCUACCUGCAACAAGUAAUAUGUGAGACGCUUCGUAUGUAUCCGAUCGUGCCGAAUCUGAUGCGCAAGGCACAGUCGUAUUACGACACUGGCGACCCAAAGUAUUACAUUGAGAAGGGCACCUUGGUCAUUAUACCCACUAUAGCCAUACAUUAUGACCCACAGUAUUACCCGAAUCCCGAGCGCUUCGAGCCCGAGCGUUUCACUCCCGAAGAAGUUCAACGCCGACCUGCUUGUACUUGGCUGCCUUUCGGCGAGGGUCCACGCAAUUGUAUCGGCAUGCGUUUUGGCAGAAUGCAGACCAGCAUCGGGCUAAUUUAUUUGUUACUUCUAACGCGACCCUUCGUACGUACACAUCGCGCCGUAACACUUUGUGCACCUGUCGGCACGUUUCGCUCAGCUCAGAUAUACUGCACCUCAAUGUUGGGCUAUAGUUUCGUAAUAGCGCUCUACGCGCUCUUAGGGCUGUUCACAAUGUUUGUUGGUAUGAUUCGUUCGCGUAUGCUCUAUUGGCAGCGUCGCGGUGUAGCACACGACCAGCCGGCUUUUAUAUUGGGCAAUCUGCGAAGUCUUGCCAUCACGCGCCAACUCGGCGUGGCAUUACGUGAAACUUACGAUAAGUAUAAGCAUAGUGACGGUCCGUUUUGUGGCUUCUAUUUGCUGCUCAAUCCAGUAGCGCUAGUGACGGAUUUAGAUUUGGCACGCAAUAUACUCGUACGAGACUUUCAGAAGUUUGACGAUCGUGGUUUGUACCAUAAUAAACACGAUGAUGCAUUUUCCGAGAACCUGUGGAGUUUAGAGGGGGACGCGUGGCGCGCGUUGCGCAGAAAACUGUCGCCGAUUUUCACGACAGGUAAAACACAAUCCCUCAUACCGGUCGUCACCAAAGUUGGCGAGCAGUUAAAGCAAACAUUAGCGAAACAACAAAGCACCGAUGCUGAACUGAAGGUGCAAGACCUGGUUGAACGUUACACCACAGAUGUUAUUGCCAACAGCGUACUCGGUUUGGAUUGCAAUAGCCUUGAAAGCCCGGAUACCGAAUUUCGUAUGAUCAUACAAAGUUUCGCCUCAAAGCAACGCAACAGCUUAGCAGUUGCCUUAAUGCAGUGCUUACCAAAGCUAGCACAACGCUGUCACUUAACCCGGACAUUGAGAGAAGUACGAGAUUUCUAUUACCGCCUAGUCGGCGGUACAAUAUUACAACGCGAGGAGAAUAACAUAAAACGCAAUGAUCUAAUGAGCGCACUGAUCGAAUCGAAAAACAUUCAAGAAGGUGGACACAAGUUAACUACCGACGAGAUCAUUGCAAACUCCGCUUUGUUCUUCAGCGCUGGCUAUGAAACCUCAUCAGCAACUUUGACUUUUGCACUUUAUGAAUUGGCACUUAAUCAAAAGACUCAAACCAAAUUACGCAAAGAAAUUACAGAGACGCUAGAAAAGCAUGGCGGCAAACUUACCUCGGAAUCACUGAGCGAUAUGAGUUACCUAGAUAUGGUCAUUGCAGAAACUUUGCGCAAACAUCCGAUAAAUCCCUAUAUCGAACGCGUUGCGAAUGAGGACUACGAAACCGCAGUGGCAGGUUAUGUUAUAUAUGCUGGCACUAAGGUGCUCAUACCUGUUGAGGCCAUACACAAUGAUCCGGAGUUCUACCCUGAGCCUGAGAAAUUCAAACCAGAACGUUUUGAAACUGAAAAAAUGGGUCGUCGCCAUCCGACGGCUUGGUUACCUUUUGGCGAAGGGCCCCGUAACUGCAUUGGCAUGCGUUUGGGGCAGUUACUAAUCCGAAUUGGUCUCAUAUCCCUACUGAGUCAGUUUAAAUUUUCACCAUGUCCGCGCACUCACACUCCGUUGGAAUACGAUGACACAAGUCCACUCUUAAAGCCGCAAAGUGGAUUGUAUUUACACGCAGCGAGACUCAGUUAGCUGAAAGAUCGCGUGUUUAGACGAAAUAAGCUCGGCUUUUACUGAAGACUUGUGGAAAAAGACUUUUUAGAAAAUGUUUUCGAAUCCAUAAGCAUGUUAUAUCUUUCAUUCAGACAGUGAGUCAAAUGUUCCGGUUACAAAAAUAUGUACAUAGCAAGAAGUCUUAUGAAUUGUUGAGAUAUUUUAUAAGAAAUACACACUUGUUUAUUUAAAAAUUAAAAUCAAAUUAAGUAUA
Bactrocera neohumeralis is the source of this 4766-nucleotide messenger RNA. RefSeq lists its product as uncharacterized. Gene Ontology annotation, molecular function: monooxygenase activity; heme binding; iron ion binding. Bases 125 to 4531 code for a protein of 1468 amino acids. Lineage: Eukaryota; Metazoa; Arthropoda; Insecta; Diptera; Tephritidae. The transcript has 6 exons. The record is from RefSeq and is a predicted model, not a curated record.